GCGGGGAACGGGCGGCGGCGGCGGGGAGACUGAGCGGCCGGGCGACCGAGGCGGGCACUGAGCCGGCUCCAUGGAGCCUUAGGUCGUUGCUGCAGUCGCCGGGAAAGAAGCAAGCGACGGCUCAGCGGGCGAAUUUGAGAGGAGGGGAAGGGAUUCGGGAGACACCAGGCGUCUCCCUCCUCGAACUCCUCUCGGCCCUUUUCAGUUGAUUCAUAGCCAGAAAAUUUUGUGGGACAGGGAAGAGAGGUAUUCACCCACACACCUAAGUUUGGAAAUGGAAUUAAGAAGAUUGCAGACUCAAAGGAUUUUAUUUGAUGUAACCACCUUAUUAGAUGAAGCCCAGAGAGAUGAACUAAUUUAUUCAGAUGCAUGGUCAUGGAGGCUAUGACUCUGAUUUUAGUGAUGAUGAACACUGUGGAAAAUCUAGCAAAAGGAAAAAAAGGACAGUUGAGGAUGAUUUACUGCUCAAAAAGCCAUUUCAGAAAGAAAAACAUGGGAAAGUGGCCCAUAAACAAGUUGCAGCAGAAUUGCUGGAUAAGGAAGAAGCAAGAAAUAGAAGGUUUCAUCUCAUAGCUAUGGAUGCUUAUCAAAGGCAUACAAAGUUUAUCAAUGACUAUAUUUUAUACUAUGGUGGCAAAAAGGAGGACUUCAGGCGAUUGGGGGAAAAUGACAAAACAGACAUGGAUGUUAUACGAGAAAAUCAUAGAUUCCUGUGGAAUGAGGAGGAUGAAAUGGACAUGAAUUGGGAGAAGAGACUUGCAAAGAAAUACUAUGAUAAAUUAUUCAAGGAAUACUGCAUAGCAGAUCUCAGUAGAUACAAAGAAAAUAAGUUUGGAUUUAGGUGGCGAAUAGAAAAAGAAGUAAUUUCAGGAAAAGGCCAGUUUUUCUGUGGAAAUAAAUGUUGUGAUAAAAAAGAAGGCUUAAAGAGUUGGGAAGUUAACUUCGGUUAUAUCGAGCAUGGUGAAAAGAGAAAUGCACUUGUUAAAUUAAGAUUAUGCCAAGAAUGUUCUUUAAAAUUAAAUUUUCAUCACAGGAGAAAAGAAGUCAAGUCAAAAAAAAGAAAGGAUAAAACCAAAAAAGACUGUGAAGAGUCAUCACAUAAAAAGCCCAGAUUAUCUUCUGCAGAAGAGAGCUCUAAGAAAAAGGAUAAAGGACAUUCAUCGUCAAAGAAAUCAGAAAACUCUGUAAAUAGAAGCUCUGAUGAGGAAGAAGGUACUUUGGAAUCUGAACUUUGGAAGGGCCCACUACCAGAAACAGAUGAAAAAUCACAGGAAGAAGAAUUUGAUGAUUAUUUUCAAGAUUUAUUUCUGUAGACGGAAGACAGGAGCCUACAUUCCUUAAUGUGGAAGUACACUUGGAAAUUCUUGAUAAAAGUUUUAUCUGUAA
Manis pentadactyla (Chinese pangolin) is the source of this 1386-nucleotide messenger RNA. RefSeq names its product protein FRA10AC1. Gene Ontology annotation, biological process: dephosphorylation. Gene Ontology annotation, molecular function: phosphatase activity. The transcript has 16 exons. NCBI's taxonomy places the organism in Eukaryota, Metazoa, Chordata, Mammalia, Pholidota, Manidae. The record is from RefSeq and is a predicted model, not a curated record. Bases 366 to 1313 code for a protein of 315 amino acids.